This is a messenger RNA of Cheilinus undulatus (humphead wrasse), 1147 nucleotides long. RefSeq names its product transmembrane protein 275-like. The record is from RefSeq and is a predicted model, not a curated record. NCBI's taxonomy places the organism in Eukaryota, Metazoa, Chordata, Actinopteri, Labriformes, Labridae. The transcript is spliced from 2 exons. The coding region runs from base 117 to 689 and encodes 190 amino acids.
CUGCAGCAGGGAAGCAGACCAAAGCUCCGUGACACUGAAACUCCACGAUGGACGGACGAAAGACGACUACACUACAAAUUCUAUCACGGGUCUGAUCUAAGAUUUCUCUCUGAGACAUGGUGCUACAUGAAAAAACCUCUAGACCAUCUGCUCCCAAGAAGGUCCCCCAUCAGCCCGCCAAGCCGGGUCACCCAAGCCUGCCCUCGCCAGCCCUCUGCUGUGCCUGCGGCCUCUGCAUCAUGCUGGCUGGCAUCAACAUCACCCUGGUGGGAGCUUUUGCCUUCGGCACCUUCCUCCCCACCGCCAACCCUCCCAUCAUCAUCGGUCCUCUCCUCUUACUGAUUGCACUCGCCUUCUUCACAGCCUGCUGUGUGGCCAGCAGGAGGCCCACCACCCACACAGGGGCCCCUAAGGUGAAAGGAGCAGAGAAAUGGGGGCUGAUGCAGAUGGGGACGGCAGCGUUUGAGAUGGAGACAAGUGAGCAUACGCUGCAGGACACUACUGCUGUUCAGCUCAGCCCCACCAACUCACCCACCUCCUCACAUAAAUCCUGCUCCAGCCAUGUGGGAGACUCUGCUCCGCCUGGGUGUCAGGAUGGAGCUGCGCUGCUACACCUAUCAGAGGUGUCUGAUAUGGAUGUCACUGGAGAUGACCCCACUUCCACACAGAUUGCUACUUCCUCUACAUAACAUGGAAAAUCUCUCUCAUUCUGCCUUUAUUUAUUUGCUGUUUUUGGUCUAAAAUGCAUCUCAAACCUCUCUGGUUGCAGCUUUGUUGGCAUGUUUUGUUGUUGAAUCUUUCUCAGUCCCAGUAUGAUGUACGCUAUUCAGUCAAAACAUAAACACUAACAGAAGAUGAUUCCUUAAUCCAAGUGCCUGUUUGUAUACUGCUUGUUGUAUAAAAAUCCAGUUUAGGCAGAUUAUCCUGCAUUCAUGUCCUGUGGAUCCUCUUUGGUGGGUGCCUGUCACCUUAUAUAUGGGGGGAAAAGAGAUGAGUGUGUCCAGCCGAGCCUCUCUGAGUCAUGAAAACUGUUCCAGCAUAAGCCUGCUAAAUCUCAAACACACUUAUUCACACACUUUGACAGAGCUGUUAUCAUGUGUUUUAAAAUGCUUGCAGCAGAGAGUGUGUCAAGAUGAAAAUUAAUGAA